AAUGUGUUGGAGGCUUCUCCAGACAUGAAGCGUGAGAGCGAGAAGGAGUGGUACUUCGGGAACGCAGAUAAAGAGAGGCGAGGGCCUUUCGGCUUUGAGGAGAUGCAGGAGUUCUGGAGCACCGGGACGCUGACGGCUAAGACACGCUGCUGGGCUCAGGGCAUGGACGGCUGGCGGCCGCUGCAGGCUAUCCCACAGCUGAAGUGGAGUCUGCUGGCCGCAGGACAGGCCGUGAUGAACGAGACGGAUCUGGCCACGCUCAUCCUCAACAUGCUCAUCACCAUGUGCUCCUACUUCCCCAGCCG
Molecule: messenger RNA, 305 nt
Organism: Sinocyclocheilus anshuiensis
Lineage: Eukaryota; Metazoa; Chordata; Actinopteri; Cypriniformes; Cyprinidae
Product: dnaJ homolog subfamily C member 13-like
Exons: 2
Biological process (GO): receptor-mediated endocytosis; endosome organization; regulation of early endosome to late endosome transport
Cellular component (GO): endosome membrane
Source: RefSeq, a predicted model, not a curated record